AUGAAGACUCCGAUAUCUUCAUGGAAUGUUGCCAACCGGCUAAAGAAGCGCCAGCUUCUUAUCGCCAUCAACACCGUCGCCGCCUUAUCUAUCUUCUUCUUCGGCUAUGACCAGGGUAUGAUGGGCGGUGUCAACAAUGCGAAGGACUACAUCGAUCUUAUGAAAUUCGGCCAUACGGAGACGAUCAACGGCUCGCCGCAUACACCAGUUAUCACUGAUAGCUUGUUGCAGGGCGGGAUCGUCUCCGUGUACUAUCUGGGUACCCUGAUAGGCGCCUUAUUCGGUGGAUGGGUCGGUGAUAAAAUUGGGAGAAUCAAAUCCAUCGCCCUGGGCUCUGUGUGGGGUGUAAUUGGAGCUGCAUUGCAGUGCUCGGCUCAAAACCAUGUCUGGAUGAUCUUCGCACGCCUUGUCAAUGGCUUUGGAACGGGUAUUCUGAACGCCAUCGUGCCCGUUUGGGCCACGGAGACUGCCGAACAUACAUCCAGAGGGCAAUUCAUAGCCAUUGAGUUCACCCUUAACAUAUUCGGCGUGGUUGUCGCAUACUGGCUGGAGUUCGGUCUCGCCUACAUCGACGAUGGAGUCUCAGCUUUUCGAUGGAGAUUCCCCAUUGCGUUCCAGAUUAUUCCUCUUCUCAUUCUUUUCGCCGCAGUCUGGUUCUUCCCAGAAUCACCCCGAUGGCUCGUCAAGAUGGGCCACGAGGAAGAGGCACGGUACAUCCUUGGCAGACUUCGCGGUGACGAAGGAGAGGACGUUGCCCGAGCAGAAGCCGAAUUCCAAGAUAUCAAACACGUUGCAGAGCUUGAAAGGACACUCUCAUAUAGCACCUCCUACUUCUCCAUGUUCACGGGCCGUAAGACGGGAAAGCUGCAUCUGGGAAGACGAGUUGAGCUGGUUGUGUGGCUGCAGAUUAUGCAGGAAUGGGUCGGCAUCGCCGGUGUUACCAUUUAUGCGCCUACGAUCUUCCGAAUCGCGGGAUUUGAUGCCAUGAAGAGCCAGUGGAUUAGCGGCUUGAACAACAUCUUUUACAUGAUCUCUACGUUGAUUUGCGUCUUUACUCUUGAUCGCAUUGGUCGCCGAUGGACGCUAUACUGGGGUUCUACCGGGCAAGGCAUUGCCAUGUUCCUUGCUGGGGGUUUCGCCCGACUUGCGAUCAAUGCCACGGAGGCCGGCGACGCGUCAAAGGCAUCACGCUACGGAGCGGCAGCGGCGGCCAUGAUCUUUAUAUUUACUUUUGUCUUCGGAGCAACGUGGCUAACCGUUCCUUGGCUGUAUCCUGCGGAGAUAUUCCCUCUAGCCGUGCGCGGCAAAGGCAAUGCGUGGGGAGUCGUAGGAUGGAGUGUGGGCAACGGCUGGCUGACGCUCCUCUGUCCCGUCAUGUUUGAUUCCAUAGGUGAGAAGACCCUCUACAUCUUCGCCAUUAGCAACGUCAUCACCAUCCCGAUGGUCUGGGCGCUGUACCCGGAAUCCAACCAGCGCACGUUGGAAGAUAUGGAUCUUCUCUUCGCCGCCGACAACCCCUGGACCUGGGACGCCGAGCGAACAUUCACGCAGCUUAAAAACGAAAACCCCGAUUUCGCCCAGGCAGCCGCGCAAUUAAAGGGCGGGAAGCUGGACGAGGAGAUAGGAAAGCUAGGGGUUCAAGAGCUGCCGGAGAAGGAGUAG
Molecule: messenger RNA, 1662 nt
Organism: Coccidioides posadasii C735 delta SOWgp
Lineage: Eukaryota; Fungi; Ascomycota; Eurotiomycetes; Onygenales; Onygenaceae
Biological process (GO): carbohydrate transport; transmembrane transport
Cellular component (GO): membrane
Molecular function (GO): carbohydrate:proton symporter activity
Source: RefSeq, a predicted model, not a curated record